Messenger RNA from Dreissena polymorpha, 9586 nucleotides. RefSeq lists its product as uncharacterized. The coding region runs from base 7 to 1458 and encodes 483 amino acids. The transcript has 13 exons. NCBI's taxonomy places the organism in Eukaryota, Metazoa, Mollusca, Bivalvia, Myida, Dreissenidae. The record is from RefSeq and is a predicted model, not a curated record.
UUUAAUAUGGGAAACCAUCAUGCCCGUCCGUCACAUCAAAGAUCUGAUCAAAUCCCAGAACAUCCCAUUAGAAGAUCGUCAAGCAAGUCAAGUUUCGCGUCUUCGUAUUUACCAGCAUUAGAAAAACUUUUUCAAAAACUUGAGCUCACUGCAGAGGAAGACAAUGGCCAUCCAGGGGAGAUCACCAGGGCUACAUUUGAGGGUGUUUUCAAAGGCCCUCUGCAGCUGUUUGGCAAGCUCUUGUAUGAACAAAUGGUGACCAACAAUCACCAUAGCGACAAGGUGAAGGAGCGCAUCAGCAGCGAGCAGUUUGUCAAGUCUAGCAAGGCUUUACUGAGUCUGUUUGACGCGACUGAUCAGCACAAGUAUUACUUCAAACUCUUCGCACAGGGAAAGGAAUAUCUCACUCGUGAUGAUGCACUGAACAUGGUGAACAUUGCCUACGCUCUCACCCUGGCCUCAUCCAUGAUUGCAUUCAGGAAACAGGCAAAAGAUGACAAAGUCUUCGAGUCCGUAGUCAACAGCAUGUUUGGCAUGAAGCCAGAUAUCAAGUUUCCAGAGAUGCAGAAAUGGCUGGACAACAACUGUCCUAACAUGUUUUCCGGCGUACACAACUGGGUCUACACGAUACUGACAGGCUCCAAGAUGCCAGAGGAAAUGGAGGUAGCCCCAGUUCCCAUGUUGGAGCAGCUGUCGGAGGGGAACCAUGUCAUGUGUAUGGGCAUGCUGUAUAUGCUGACUGCCUCCCUGCCCAACAAGUACACACACGUUGAGAAGGAAACAGAGUCCACCUCACAGCAGGGAACCAAGAACCCACUGCUCACAUCAUUCCAGAUACUCCGGAAACUUCGAACAUUUACUAGUGCUCGGUUAAGUCGCUGCCAAAGUUGGAAGAAGCUCUAUGACAGUGAUGAACAUGGGCUCUCUAUGAACAGAUUCAGCCAUCAUGUCUUGGGAUACAAGGACUCUUCAUUAACCUUGAUAUCGUUUGAGGGUCGAAACAUUUACUGUAUAGCAUCAGAUGAUCCUUGGAGAGAAAGUGUACAAAAGUUUGGUCGUGAAGAUGCCUGCGUCAUUCAAAUUUCACCUGUCUUCAAAAUAGUGCAGUCCGGUGGCCCACUGUUGAUGUGGAACCUGAGUGACCGUGCGGCCCCCAAGGGUAUCUACAUAGGUCAGACAGGCAAGGCCAACAUAAUCACCGUGCCUACAGAGUUCAACGCUGUGCUGCACUAUGGGGUGAAGUGUGAGCUGCAUCAGAUAGAGAUGUGGGGGUGUGGAGGUGGCGAGGCAUUCCAGGCUCAGCAGAAACAAAAACAGUGGGAGAGGAAGGAGGUGGAAAAACACGCCUCCAGAAAGCUGCAUCUGGAUACCAACUGGGAUGAGAAUCCUGACAAACAGCUGCUGUCCUGGGGUGGGGUUGAGGUCAACCAUCAGUACAGUCAGGGUGGGGCAAUGUGACCACUCACGCUUGCUCUACAUUUGAGGUUCUACACACCUUAUCAAGAGACAAUGCCAUGUUUAUGUUUGUUUGUGGUGUAUUUAUGCUCCUCCUGUUGGAGAUUUUGUUUCAUACGUAGAUUUUAAUGUGUUUGUCUGCAAAUGUAAACAAAUUAGUGCCUUCUUUGUGCAAUUGAACACACACAAACUGAUUCCUCCAUGUUUCAUUUCUUAUGAGGAAAUACUGAAUUGAGUUGUUCAGUAAGUCCAUGUUAACAUAUGUUUCAGGCAGACAACUGUUGUUCAAUUUUGUCAUUAACCUUGUCUGUGAUGUAGCAGUUUGAAACUUACAUAACUGGACUGAUUGGUACUUGACCACACAUGCAUAACUCAGCUUGAAACAUACAUAACAUACUUGUUCCUGGCUUCUCAUUACAAGAGUCUGGUACCUGGUCUAAAACUUACCUAACAAGACAGACUGGUACCUGGCCUUGUACUUAUAAAUCAAGACAUUUUGAUACCUAGCCUCACACUUACCUAACAAGACAGACUAGUACCUGGCCUCACACCUAUAUAUCAAGACAGAUUGGUCUCACACUUACACAAGACAGAUUGGUACAUGGCCUCACACUAAUAUAACAAGACAGAUUGGUACCUGUUCUCAAACUUAUAUAUUAAGACAGAUUGGUACCUGGCCUCACACUCACAUAUCAAGACAGAUUGGUACCUGGCCGCACAUGCAGACCUAAGCUUGUCUGCUAUAUCUGUAACAUUAGUCAAAAUAUCUUCCACAGAAAUCCUUCAUUUUAUUCUCAUUUACUUUUAUGAUUUGUUUAAUGUGCAUAUUAUGUUGCCCUAUUUUGUUGUUGUUGUUGUUAUUUGAUGAAUGCAUUUAUUGAGUUUUUUCUGCAUAUAUUAAUGUGUGUUGAUAUCUGUUUAUACUUGUAUAUAUUUUUAUGUUAUCAGACUUUUCAGUCGAUGUUUCCAUAGAUCUGACUUAAACAUAUUCAUUUUGUUGUGCAUUUUGAUUUGAGAACAUAGCAUGGACCAUGAUUAUGAAUAUAUAAUAUGGUCCUGUUAAAAUCAAAAUUAUAUGUAUGUUGACAUUGUAUUACUCAUUGGCAGUGCUGAAUGUAUUUGCUGGAAUUAAUGUGUGAUUGUCACAAGACGAUACACUCAGGGUAAUUAUUUCGUUUUUAUAAAAAGUUGCUGUUAAAUUUCAAAAAAGGCCUCAAAGUAGUUUAGAUACUGUAAAAUAAAUAAUGGGCAGUUUAUAUUGAACUUGCAGAUGCUGAAUCAAAAUAGCUUUCUGUAAACUGUAAAUACCGUAAUUACACAAGUUUUUGGACACUCUAAAUUUUCGGACACCCUCAUUUUUAGUCCAAAUAUUUAUUUGUGUGACUCUAAAUUUUCGGCCAUGCACGUUUGUGUCCAUAUUGAAUGACUUUAAAUUUUCAGACAGUUUAUUAUUAGCUCGACAAUUAUAUAUGAAAUAUAUAUAGUGGAGCUAUCCUACUUACCCCGGCGUCGGCGUGAGCGUGCAAAGUUUGCGUACCAUCUCAAAUAUUUUCUAUGUCCCUUGACAUAUUGCUUUUAUAUUUUACAUACUUCUUUACCAACAUGACCCCAAUCUAUUAAAAAGAGCCGACAACUGUAUCAAGCAUUUAAUAAGAACUAUGGCCCUUUUUAUGUCCCCCACCCACUAUAGUGGGGGACAUAUUGUUUUUGCCCUGUCUAUUGAUUGGUUGGUUUGUGUUCAUUUGCUCCAACUUUAACAUUUGCUAUAACUUUGCAAUAUUGAAGAUAGCAACUUCAUAUUUUGCAUGCAUGUGUAUCUCAUGGAGAUGCACAUUUUGAGUGGUGAAAAAUCAAGUUCAAGGUCAUUCUUCAAGGUCAAAUGUCAAAUAUAUGGGUCAAAAUUGCUCAUUAAAUGUACACUUUUGCAAUAUUGAAGAUAGCAACUUGAUAUUUAGCAUACAUGUGUAUCUUAUGGAGCUUCAUAUUUUGAGUGGUGAAAGGUCAAGGUCAUCCUUCAAGGUCAAAGGUCAAAUAUAUGGGGGGACAUAAUGUUUCACAAACACAUUGCUUGUUUCACUUAGAAUAUGCAUAUUAUUGAUAAAUCUAUGUUAAAGUUUGCGUACCACCUCAAAUAUGUCAAGCAUUUGUAUAAAUUAAGGCCCUUUUUUCACUUAGAAUAUUGAAGAUUUUGUUAAGUUUUGUGUUAAGGUUCACUUUGUUCCUAAAGUAUCACAGCUAUUGCUUUCAUACUUCAAUUACUUUCCUUUUAUCAUGAGGGUACUGUACUUUGCUAGUUGAAUUUGACCUUUACCUUUGAACAACCUUUACUCUCAAGAUCAAAUUAAUAAAUUUUGCUUAAAUUGCCAUCACUUCUUUACUUAUGAUCAUAUUUCAUUCAUACUUUGACAAAACAACACUUACCUGACAUACCACAUACCACAAUGGACUCCACCCAAACCAUCCCCCACGCUCCAUCAUCUAAUAAAUGACCACACCUACCCAUUAUACCCCCCCCCCCCUCCCCUUCCCCCUCCCCUGGCAUUUUUUUUUAUGUCCCCCACUAUAGUAGUGGGGGACAUAUUGUUUUUGCCCUGUCUGUUGGUUGGUUGGUCUGUUGGUUUGCGCCAACUUUAACAUUUUGCAAUAACUUUUGCUAUAUUGAAGAUAGCAACUUCAUAUUUGGCAUGCAUGUGUAUCUCAUGAAGCUGCACAUUUUGAGUGGUGAAAGGUCAAGGUCAUCCUUCAAGGUCAGAGGUCAAAUAUAUGUGUCCAAAAUCGCUCAUUUUAUGAAUUCUUUUGCAAUAUUGAAGAAAGCAACUUCAUAUUUGGCAUGCAUGUGUAUCUCAUGGAGCUGCACAUUUUGAGUGGUGAAAGGUCAAGGUCAUCUUUCAAGGUCAGAGGUCAAAUAUAUGUGGCCCAAAUCUCUUAUUUUAUGAAUACUUUUGCAAUAUUGAAGAUAGCAACUUGAUAUUUGGCAUGCAUGUGUAUCUCGUGGAGCUGCACAUUUUGAGUGGUAAAAGGUCAAGGUCAUCCUUUAAGGUCAGAGGUCAAAUAUAUGUGGCCCAAAUCGCUUAUUUUAUGAAUACUUUUGCAAUAUUGAAGAUAGGAACUUGAUAUUUGGCAUGCAUGUGUAUCUCAUGGAGCUAAACAUUUUGUGUGGUGAAAGGUCAAGGUCAUCCUUCAAGGUCAAAUAUAUGGGGCAAAAUUGCUCAUGUAAUGUCACUUCUGCAAUAUUGAAGCUAGCAAUUUUAUAUUUGAAAUGCGUGUGUAUCUCAAGGAGCUGCACAUUUUGAGUGGUGAAGGGUCAAGGUCAAGACCAUCCUUCAAGGUCAAACGUCAUAUAGGGGGACAUUGUGUUUCACAAACACAUCUUGUUUAAACAUGGUAACAAAAAAAUAAAUGUUAAUUUUAUUUUUGAAGGACUGUCCAACCAUCCCACUCAAGCUAUUGCUAUCAAACUUGAAAUAAAAUCUUAUUAGUUUGUUUGAUGUCUUUACAAUAGAUGUGGAAAAUAUACCUGAACAAAGAAUCGUCUAUAGAGUACAAUGUCUUUAAGAAAUAAGUGAUCAAUAUGUUUCAAUUAUGAUCCUCUUCCACUUAGAAUAUGACUAUAUUACCUUAACCUUAUUGAAUAUGAACAAUUUCCCCAUGAUGGGUUACGUUAUACUGUCAAGCACUCAAAUAGUCGAGCGCGCUGUACUCUGUGUUCAAUUUUAUUUUACCGGAAUUAUACCAUGUCAUGCUUUCCUGGUUACACUUUGAUCAUGAUCAUGGUUUCCUGGUUACACUUUGAUCAUGAUCAUGUUUUCCUGGUUACACUUUGAUCAUGAGGUUUUACAGCCAGACUAAGGUCAUAAAACCUGAUGGACGAAUGCUUUUAGGCAAUUAACCAUUAAAGUUGUGUUAUUGGGUAAAUAACUUAGUUUACUCGUAGUAGACAAUGGUUUCACCCUAUAGCUUAAAGUGAAACAAAGAUAAAGUAUUUUAAACUAUACCACAUUGAAUUUUACAAUCAAAUGUGUGAUAAUUAGUUGAAACAUUUGAUGCUAUACACAUUGCAUACCCGUAUCUAAUCAUCAAUCCAAUAUUUUUAGUGUGUCUCUAAAUUUUCAAACAAAGGUUUUUAAGUGUCCGAAAACUUUUCUUCGGUAAGCGAGAUGGUAGUCUCAAAGGAAAUUUUGUAUUAGAAGAUAAAUAUUCUAUGUGUAAUAGUAUUUUAAGUUAAUUAAGUAAAAUUACAUUCUAAUCUAAUGAGGACUUGGCGGAUAAAAAAUCAAUGAAAUGUGUAUUCUAAAGAGAGAUUUUUAUAUUUUUCAUGGGGAGCAUAUAGUUGCAAGUUUGAAGUUCCUUACUUCCGUACUUCCUUCCGUCACACUUUUGUUACAGUUUCUCAUAGCUCCUUCAAUAUUUUACCGAUCUCUUACAUAUUUGGCAUGUAGGUACCUUGCAUGGACCUUUACCUUUUGAUGAGGUUUGAGGUCACAGGGGUCAAGGUGAUUAAGGCUAAUAAAAGAUUUUUCUGUCACAAUUAUGUUACAGUUUCUUAUAGCACAUUCAAUAUUUUUCCGAUCUCUUAUAUAUUUGGCAGGUAGGUACCUUUCAUGGACCUCUACCUUUUGAUGAGGUUAGAGGUCACUGGGGUCAAGGUCACCAAGGCUAAUAAUAGAUUUUUCCGUCACAAUUUUGUUACAGUUUCUCAUAGCGCCUUCAAUAUUUUACCGUUCUCUUACAUAUUUGGCAUGUAGGUACCUUUUAUGGACCUCUACCUUUUGAUGAGGUUUGAGGUCACUGGGGUUAAGGUCACAGAGGCUAAAAAUAUAUUUUUCCGUCACAAUUUUGUUACAGUUUCUCAUAGCGCCUUCAAUAUUUUACCAAUCUCUUACAUAUUUGGCAUGUAGGUACUUUUCAUGGACCUCUACCUUUUGAUGAGGUCAAGGUCACCGAGGCUAAUAAUAUAUUUUUUUAGGUGGCUAUUAAGACAAAGAUUGACAAAGUGCAUAAUUGGAGAGCAUCCUUCAGUUUCUUUGAUAUUCUUGUGUUGUAACUAUUAAAUGUUGUAUUUAUUUAUCAAUGUUUAAGAAAGAUAUUUUGGAUAAUUAGGACAGGAAGAAAAUGAAAAUAUGGUAUUUAUAAAUACAGAUUCCUUAUGAGACUUUACAUGACGUUUGUAAACUCAUGGAAUUAAGUCUGGAAAGCAAUUAUCAGUCAACCACUUGGCAUGACUUAGUGUUAAAAAACUGUUUUGUUAUUUUUAAAGUGGUGAUAUUAAGGUUAAUGAAAGUGGGUCCUCUGGUAGUUUUAAUAUUUUAAUAGUCUUAUAUGCAAGCAUAGUUCAUUCAUGACCAUAUUACAACAUUGAACUUGUGCUGCUAACUAGUUAUCUUAUAUGCAACAAGGCUCAAAGACCAUAAUACACUCCAUGAGAAUAUAUAGAAUAUUUGUUGGAUUCGGUGGAAUAUCGAUUUUAUUUCACGAGUGAUCAUAUAAAAUAAUAUUUUCAUGAGAGGCGGAGCCACCAGUGAAAAUAGGUAUUUUUUGCUCACCUGUCACGAAGUGACAUGGUGAGCUUAUGUGACCGUGUGAUGUCCGGCGUCCGUUGUGUUUGCGUGCUUGUGUGCGUGCGUCCGUCAACAAUUUGUUUGUGUAGACAGUAGAGGUCACAGUUUUCAUCCAAUCUUUAUGACUUUGGACAGAAUGUUUAUCUUGAUAAAAUUUAGGUUGGGAUUGUAUUUGGGUCAUCUGGGGUCGAAAACUAGGUCAUUAUGUCAAAAACUAGGUCACAUAAUAGGUCAAAUAAUAGAAAAACCUUGUGUAGACAAUAGAGGUCGCAGUUUUUAUCCAAUCUUUAUGAAAUUUGGUCAGAAUGUUUAUCUUGAUUAAAUCUGGGUUGGGAUUGUAUUUGAUUCAUCUGGGUUCAAAAACUAGGUCACUAGGUCAAAAACUAGGUCAAAUAAUAGAAAAACCUUGUGUAGACAAUAGAGGUGGCAGUUUUCAUCCAAUCUUUAUGAAAUUUGGUCAGAAUGUUUAUCUUGAUGAAAGCUGGCUUGGGAAUGUAUUUGGGUCAUCUGGGGUCAAAAACUAGGUCACUAGGUCAAAUAAUAGAAAAACCUUGUGUAGACAAUAGAGGUCGCAGUUUUCAUCCUAUCUUCAUGAAAUUUGGUCAGAAUGUUUAUCUUGAUGAACUCUGGGUUGGGAUUGUAUUUGGGUCAUCUGAGGUCAAAAACUAGGUCACUAGGUCAAAUAAUAGAAAAACCUUGUGUAGACAAUAGAGGUCGCAGUUUUCAUCCUAUCUUUAUGAAAUUUGGUCAGAAUGUUUAUCUUGAUGAACUCUGGGUUGGGAUUGUAUUUGGGUCAUCUGAGGUCAAAAACUAGGUCACUAGGUCAAAUAAUAGAAAAAACGUCAACAAUUUGUUUGUGUAGACAGUAGAGGUCACAGUUUUCAUCCAAUCUUUAUGAAAUUUGGUCAGAAUGUUUAUCUUGAUGAAAUCUGGGUUGGCAUUGUAUUUGCGUCAUCUGGGGUAAAAAACUAUGUCAUUAGAUGAAAUAAUAGAAAAACCUUGUAUAGACAAUAGAGGCCGCAGUUUUCAUCCAAUCUUUAUGAAAUUUUUUCAGAAUGUUUAUCUUGAUGAAAUCUGGGUUGGGAUUGUAUUUUGGUCAUCUUGGGUCAAAAACUAGGUCACUAGGUCAAAUAAUAUAAAAACCUUGUGUAAACAAUAGAGGUCACACUUUUCAUCCAAUCUUCAUGGAAUUUGGUCAAUAUGUCUUGAUGAAAUCUGGGUUGGGAUUGUAUUUGGGUCACCUGGGGUCAAAAACUAGGUCAAUAGGUCAAAUAUUAGAAAAACCUUGUGUAGACAAUAGAGGUCACAGUUUUCAUCCAAUCUUUAUGAAAUUUGGUCAGAAUGUUAAUCUUGAUGAAAACUGGGUUGAGAUUGUAUUUGGUUAGUCAGGUGAGCGAUUCAGGACCAUCAAGGCCCUCUUGUUUAUGAUCAGAAGUGAAUUAAAAUCGAUAUUCCAUGGAAUCCAACAAAUUUUCUUUUUAGUUUAUGCUUUUUUCACUGUUAAUUUACAUUGUAAGAGUUUCAUUGGAUAAUUUCGCUGGAUUUAUGACGUCAUUUCAUUAACAAAAAUGACGUCCUUUCACAGUAAAACUGUGAAAAAUAUCAACAUUUUUCUCUGUUAUUUUUCACUGUUUAAAACAGUGAAAUAUCAAUGUUAUUCACUGAUAUUUCUCUAUAAAUGACCGGAAAGCAUAAAAUAAGAUUUACUUCAUGAAAUGUAAGGCAUCAAAUUGCAGUUUUGUUUUAUUGAGCAAUUCCAAAAAAAUAAUUGUUUCUAAGUAAAUUACUGUAAACAUAAGAGAACAUUUAUAUUUUGGUAAAUUAUCAGGGUAAUUAAGUGACAGAUAACUUAUUAUUAAAUUAUUGUUUUAAAGUAGAACUGAGUGUAUAUAAUCAAGGUUUUAAUUGUAUUUGUCAGGAAUAUGUGUUUAUAUGAGGACUCUGGUCCAGAGAUGAUGUUUGCUCAGUGAGUGCUAAUUAAAUAAGCCGAGUUUUAGGAAAACUCGACUUAUUGCAUGUGUGUACAGUGUGGUCCCAGAUUAGCCUAUCCUCUCUGCAUAGGCUUAACAUAGACAACUUUUUCUGCUUACACUGGAUUUGUGUUUAUUAUAGACUUCCUUUGAGGACUUAUUCCAUAGAAGCUGAAAGUGUCUUUCCUGAUAAGCCUGUGCAAACUGCAAGGGCUAAUCUUCAAAGACUCUUUAUACAAAUGCAUUAAGCCCUAUUUUCCCAGAAUGAGGCUCAAAUAAUAGAAUCUCUUUGAAAGUGCAUGCAUGAACUAUUUGGAUCUUGCACUGAUAUUUAAAUAUUUUGAAGUCAUCUAAAGAAAUAACAGUCUCACUUUGGGAAAACCGUGCUUAUUGCUAAAUAUAGUUAACUUGUUAAUAUUAACAUCAAGUGUAUUAAUAUAUCAAAUUUGAAAUCAAACAAGACCUAAAAACCUGUUGUAUUAACAAUUUAGAUGCAUGUUAUUGUUACUGUUGACAGUUAACAUAUAAGUUGUUGCUUAAUUUAGCUUACUUAAUAUAUGACUAUUGUAAGAAAAUUGCUACAUAAUUUGAUUGUAUGUGAUA